Molecule: messenger RNA, 1746 nt
Organism: Fusarium subglutinans
Lineage: Eukaryota; Fungi; Ascomycota; Sordariomycetes; Hypocreales; Nectriaceae
Exons: 3
Coding region: 1-1746 (581 amino acids)
Source: RefSeq, a predicted model, not a curated record
AUGGUGAGACAUCACGGUCUGACGCGUGAGCCGGCCGUAAACCAUGAAGGGGGUGAUCUUGAAGAAGAGCCGGCUGAGGCAGAUGAAAGGGCGCCUUUUGUGUCUAUGCUUAACAAAGCCGAGGGAUCCAUGGAAAGUCAUUCUCAAAUAACCCGGCCUUCUCACCAAAUUCCAUCUCGCAAAAGUCCACCAUUUUACACGCAAAGCUCAAGUGACGCGUGCUUAAAACUUCGCUCGGUUCUACCAGAGUAUGACAUUCUAACAUCUACUCUAUCAAAGAAUGGAGCCUGGUGGAGUAGUUUCCGUCAGAAGGUGCAGGUCAUUUGCCAGGGAUCUUAUGAAGACCUGGCCGCCUUUGCUACGCGCGCCUACACGAGCAAUGACCCUGCCGAACUUGGCAUGCUUGUUGUCGCAUAUGCACGUAGCACGGGGCAUCACCAUGACCUAUACGGGCUCGUUGAUAAACUGUCCAUCCCCGAUUCUGAGCACUCUUACUCUGCGGAGGCAAUGGAACUUCUUCUGUUAUUGGCUAAAGCCUACAGUGAUAUUGGACAACCUCGGCAGUCUUGGAUGAUGUAUAGGAAAGGUCUCGCUAUUUCCGAAGUCAUGGGCCUGUAUAGACGGGAAAUGGUUUCUCCUCAUCUGAAGAGCAUCUGGUGGGCCUUCUAUCACGGGGAUCGCUUUUCGAGUCUUCUUCUUGGCCUUCCAUAUGGAUUCAACGACGCUCAUCUUAGUCCAACCGUCGAGCCAUACAACAUGCCAGUGUACCCAGAGCAGCGUUUCGUUCUGCGCUGUGCCUCCAUUGCAGGAAAGAUCAUUGACCGGAAUAUGAUACCUGGGAAGCCAUUUUCUGCAAGUUCAAUGCUUCUUGACGAGCAAAUGGAUACAAUCGCUUCUUCUAUGGACCUGAGCUGGUGGGAUCUACCUGAGUCACUUCCCAACUCCCAUGCCGAGACAGAUGAGCUGAGAAACGUUUUACUGUUGCAUUUCUACUUCUUCCAUGUCAGAAUCAAUCUUCAUCUGCCAUUUAUUGUCGGAACAGAGUCGAAAUCUCCUCGAAGCUCUCACAGACUGGCAUGUUUGGAAGCUUCUCGACAACUGCUUAAACGAUUUACCAUUUUGCGUACUCAAAUUGAGGGUUUCAGUAUCUUUGACUGUAAAACAAGCGACUUUGUCGGGUUUAUGGCUUGCGUAAUUCUAAUUCUAUGUCUGUCGCAACCACAGUCUGACGAGAUUAUCAUUCCGCUUUCAGACGAGGAUCAGAAGCUUGUUACACAAGUUAAAGGCAUCUUUGAGAGAGGAGAGAAAGCGGGAUGUAAGAUUGCUUGUCAAUGUCGAAGGAUGCUUGACAUACUAUCGGGCGUUACCCACGACAGUGACGAUGGCUCAUCGAGCAAACUGCCAGAUAGAAUUGCAAUCCCCCACUUCGGAUACAUCCGGCGGGAUGUAGUACAACAGGCUGGGUUGCAAGCCACAGUAAGGGCCUCAAUGGCAGGUUCCACCGAGCAAAGUAUGACAGCAGCCCUAGCCAUCUCAAGGGAUGGUCUGGCUGGGCUAGAAACUGAACCUGGAAGUAGCAAUUGGCCAGUGCCUGUGGAUACGGAAAUGUGUUGGGAGUUUGGUGGACUCGAGCAUUUCCAGAUUGAUGAUGAUCUUUCAUCGUGGCUUGAUACUGCGAUGUUGGACGUGAACCUAGAGUGGAACAUGCCGUCAGGUGGAUUCGUGCAUGACACCCCGUUUCUAUAG